Messenger RNA from Vigna umbellata (rice bean), 3351 nucleotides. Its product is annotated as kinesin-like protein KIN-5B. Gene Ontology annotation, cellular component: spindle microtubule; mitotic spindle. Gene Ontology annotation, molecular function: ATP binding; plus-end-directed microtubule motor activity; microtubule binding. NCBI's taxonomy places the organism in Eukaryota, Viridiplantae, Streptophyta, Magnoliopsida, Fabales, Fabaceae. The record is from RefSeq and is a predicted model, not a curated record. Gene Ontology annotation, biological process: spindle elongation; microtubule-based movement; mitotic spindle assembly.
GGUUUGUAAUUUUAAAGUGAGAAAAUGAUGCCAUUGACGCCUGAUCAGUCUAGAAGAAGUUGGGUCCGGUUAUGACAGCUUCUCGUGCCGUUUCUCACACCUCAGCCCGGAAACGACGCCUCCUGAUUCACGUGAGGUUCUGAAUGGUGCCCCAACCGUCAGGACAAGGACAAAGAGACUAACGUCCAAGUUUUGCUUCGAUGCAGACCAUUUAGUGAAGAUGAGCUCAGAUCCAACGUUCCCAGGGUGGUGACAUGUAGUGAAAACAAAAGGGAAGUUACUGUUAUGCACACUCUAGGUAACAAGCAAGUAGAUAGAGUUUUCACCUUUGAUAAGGUUUUUGGACCUAAAGCACAGCAAAGAUCAAUAUACGAGCAAGCAAUUGCCCCAAUUGUGAAUGAAGUUCUCGAUGGUUUCAAUUGCACUGUUUUCGCAUAUGGCCAGACAGGUACUGGCAAAACUUAUACAAUGGAAGGCGGCAUGCGAAAUAAGGGUGGUGAUUUACCUGCUGAGGCUGGUGUAAUUCCAAGAGCAGUGCGUCAAAUUUUUGAUAUUUUAGAAGCACAGAAUGCCGACUAUAACAUGAAAGUGACAUUCCUUGAGCUUUAUAAUGAAGAGAUAACCGAUUUGUUGUCCCCAGACGAGAAUUCUAGGCCUACCGAGGAAAAACAGAAGAAACCUAUAACCCUUAUGGAAGAUGGAAAGGGCUGUGUGUUUGUGAGAGGCCUUGAAGAAGAAUCAGUUUACAGCGUCAAUGAAAUUUACACUCUAUUGGAACGAGGAGCGUCCAAAAGGCGCACUGCAGAAACUUUGCUCAACAAGAGAAGCAGCCGUUCUCAUUCAGUCUUCACCAUUACUGUGUAUGUAAAGGAGACAGUGAUUGGCGACGAGGAGUUGAUUAAAUGUGGCAAGCUCAAUCUCGUCGACUUGGCAGGAUCAGAAAAUAUAAUGCGUUCAGGAGCACGUGAGGGGCGUGCUAGAGAAGCAGGGGAGAUAAACAAGAGCUUACUCACCCUGGGACGUGUCAUAAAUGCACUUGUGGAACAUUCUGCUCAUGUGCCUUACAGAGACAGUAAGCUUACAAGGAUUUUGCGAGACUCCCUAGGAGGGAAAACAAAGACAUGCAUAAUUGCUACUAUUUCUCCUUCUGCUUAUUGUAUGGAUGAAACACUAAGUACACUAGACUAUGCUAGUCGUGCAAAAAGCAUAAAGAAUAAGCCUGAGGCAAACCAAAAUGUUUCAAAGGCCGUUUUGCUGAAGGACUUGUACAUAGAAAUUGAGAGGAUGAAAGAAGAUAUUCGAGCUGCAAGGGAAAAGAACGGUGUAUAUAUUUCUCAUGAAAGAUUUGCCAAGGAAGAAACAGAAAAGAAGGAAAGGAAUGAGAAGAUAGAGCAAUUAGAGAAUGACCUUGGCCUAAGUGAGAAGCAAGUGGAGAGCUUCCGUGAGCUCUAUUUAACAGAGCAAGAACAGAAACUGGAUUUAGAAAGAGAGCUUAAGGAUUGCAAGGGGAAUUUGGAAAAAACCAGAAACACCUUACAUGAUCUCCAAGAGAACUACAAGCAAGUAGUUUCAACCUUGAAGGAGAAGGAAUACACCAUUUCCAAGCUAAUGAAGUCAGAAACUGCCUUGAUUGAUCGUGCGAAGGAAAUGUGUACUGAUCUGAAGAAUGCAUCUGAUGAUAUUAAUUCACUGUCCUCAAAUUUGGAUCACAAAGAAAGAUUGGAGGCAGAAAAUAAAAAAAUAAUUUUGAAUUUUGGGUCUCUCCUAAAUGAGAGCUUAAAGGACUUGCAUACAACCAUUAUGGGAUCAGUUUCUCAACAACAGAAACAACUUAAAAGUAUGGAAGACCAUGUCAGCUCCUAUCUUGCCAGUAAAAGUGAUGCUGCACAAACUCUAGAAUCAAGGAUCAAGAAAAUGACGGGAAUUUACACUUCAGGGGUAGAGACCAUGAAGGAGCUAACUAAUACAUUGCACAUGAAAGCUACAUCGGAUGUGGAACUGAUGCAAUCUAAAGUGUCAUCACAAACAUUGGCAGUUGAAAAUUUUCUUGCCACUGCUGUUUCUGAAGCCAAGGAUGUUAUAUGCAACAUCCAGAAUUCUAUUGAUGAGCAAAAGCAGCUGCUAGCAUUCUCACUUCAACAGCAAGAGCAAGGAUUGCAACGAAGCAUAGCUUCAGCACGAGUCGCUUCAGAGGCUGCUAUAAACUUUUUUAAUGACAUUCAUCUACGUUCUUCAAGUGUCAUGAAAGUUCUUGAAGAAACUCAAAAUGAGAGGUCCGAGCAGUUAGCUAACUUUGAGAAGAAGUUUAAGGAAGAGGUUGAGAGAGAGGAGGCACAGGCCUUACAGAAAAUUGCAGCGAUUUUGGGAACCAUGACAUCUAAUAGGACGGUUAUGGUCUCAGAGGCAUCAAGGAAUAUCAAGGACACAAGCAUGCAACAGUCCAAGAGAUUACAGCUAGAGAUGCUCAACAUGCAGCAAGUUUCAAAAGAUGGUACCAAGGAAGUUAGUGGGUAUGUAGAGAACGUGAAAAGUCACUUUGUGGAGCAAAUAUUCUCGGCCAGUGAUAUUAAUACUACCAUGGAGAAUUGCCUCCUUGAGUGCUCAAAGACUGUAGAGUGUUCUAGGAAGCAGUGGGAAAGUGCCAACUCGUCCUCUUGUAAUCUCCUCAAGAACAAUCUUGCAGAGAUAGAAUCCACAGUGAAGGAAAACAUCUUAUCAAAUCAUGCUCUUAAGCAAGAAUUUGUGUCUGCAUCAUUGUCUAUGGAUUCAGAUUAUGAUGCAGUAACACGCACCCUGCUGGCAGAUGUAAAUGGUGCACUGAUGAUGGACCAUGAGAAUAAGAAGGCAAUUGAUUCCAUGACCACAAGGUGGUUGGAGCAGCUUAACUCAUUGCAAGACAAGCAUGGCCAAGAUGUAUCAAAUAUCCAUGUUCAAGCAGAAAAAAGCCUGGUUAAAGAUUACUUGGUUGAUCAGAAUGAAAGAUCUCAGAAAAGAAUUAUAUCAGUUCCCAGCCCGGCUUCCUUUGAGGAGAUGAGAACACUGAUCACAGAAGACAAGUCCACCGAGAACUCGCCGAAAUUAAUUCAUGCAGAAAGCAAAACUCCAAAUCGAACUCCUUUUGCAGACGUGAAUUCAGUCAAUUAGUGAGAAAGUUAUAUGAGAGAAUGAAACUCCACAAAGCUCAUCACUUAAUGAGCACUCUCUCUAACAUGUACCCUCCCGUAGAGACUAAAGUUGUAGUUUAGUGUAAAAGGUCUAUUUGAAUUUUCCUAUUUAGUUGAGGUGUGCUUCUGCACGCAAUUUGUUUGUAGUUAUAUGUAUUCUCCAUUUCUCUAGUUUCCUCCUUUUACA